Molecule: messenger RNA, 1622 nt
Organism: Prosopis cineraria
Lineage: Eukaryota; Viridiplantae; Streptophyta; Magnoliopsida; Fabales; Fabaceae
Exons: 12
Coding region: 135-1391 (418 amino acids)
Molecular function (GO): protein binding
Source: RefSeq, a predicted model, not a curated record
AUUUUCGACCUGAGAUUACUGGAAGAAGUGGUCAUUGAAAUUGAAAAUAAGAUUCUGAACCAGGUGACUAACCUGCAUAGGAAUCCUGAAUCGAAGAGGCUCUAGAAUUGCCGUGGCUUUCGAGCUUCGCAUCAAUGGCUGGCGUGUCUCUCCAGUGCGGCGACUGUGGAGCGCUAUUGAGGUCCGUACAAGAAGCUCAGGAGCACGCAGAGCUCACCUCCCACUCCAACUUCUCUGAAUCGACUGAAGCUGUUCUCAACCUUGUUUGCACCACUUGUGGCAAGCCAUGCCGAUCCAAAACUGAGAGUGAUUUGCAUACAAAAAGAACUGGGCACGGUGAAUUUGUUGAUAAGACAUCUGAAGUAGCGAAACCAAUAAGUUUGGAGGUUCCAAAGGUAGAUGCAAUGUCUAACGAGGAUGUCAAUGCAACUACUGACCAAAAUGAUGGUACUGCUCCACAGCCUAGUGAAAUGGUUGUUCCUGAGGUUGACAAAAAGCUGCUUGAGGAACUUGAAUUAAUGGGUUUUUCAACUGCACGUGCAAUACGUUCACUGCAUUAUUCUGGUAAUGCUAGCCUUGAGGCAGCUGUGAAUUGGGUAGUAGAGCAUGAGAAUGACGCUGACAUAGAUCAGAUGCCCUUGGUACCUGCAAACACCAAAGUUGAGGCUCCUAAACCUUCUCUCACACCAGAACAACUGAAAGCUAAACAACAGGAACUUAGGGAGAGGGCUCGCAAGAAGAAAGAAGAGGAGGAGAAGAGGGUGGAAAGAGAAAGAGAAAAGGAGAGAAUUCGUAUAGGCAAGGAGUUACUGGAAGCAAAAAGAAUUGAAGAGGAGAAUGAAAGAAAACGGUUGCUGGCUCUGCGUAAAGCUGAGAAAGAGGAAGAGAGAAGGGCUAGAGAGAAAAUCAGGCAGAAAUUGGAAGAAGACAAGGCUGAAAGAAGGCGAAGACUUGGAUUACCUCCUGAAGAACCAUCAGCUCCCCAACCCGCUAAUGUCGUGGAGGAGAAAAAAAGUUCAUUGCCAGUUCGGCCUGCUACAAAAGCUGAGCAAAUGAGAGAGUGCUUGCGGUCUCUCAAGCAGAGCCACAAGCAGGAUGAUGAUGCAAGAGUAAAGAGAGCAUUCCAGACUCUACUAACUUAUGUGGGGAAUGUUGCCAAAAGUCCUGAUGAGGAAAAAUAUAGGAGAAUAAGACUCAGUAACCAAACUUUUCAGGAAAGAGUUGGUGCCUUGAAAGGGGGAAUUGAUUUCCUGGAAAUUUGUGGGUUUGAGAAAAUCGAAGGGGGAGAGUUCCUGUUUUUGACUAGGGACAAGGUUGACAAGGCAGUCCUGAAUUCUGCUGGCUCUGAACUGGACUCUGCAAUCAAAAAUCCCUUUUUUGGAGUUCUUUAGUUACAAUUGUAAUGUGUUACUGGAGGCUUGAAACUGUUGUAGCUUUUGAUGUUUUCAUGAUAAAAAAAAAUUCUGCCUUCUGUUCAUUGAAGUGCUUGAGGUUUUAUAUUUGAUUUUCAGGCAUGUACUGAAACUGAUCCUUCCUUUUGUACCUAUAGAAAUUUCGAGAGAAAUUUGGAUGUAUACGCGUACAUAUUACAAAGCCAUAUUUUGAUUACGAUUUUCGGAUUU